UCCCAGCGUCGCUUCGCUCAUCAAUCAUGGUCCUGGAAAUCAGACAACUGCCCUAUCAAGGCUUCCAUGGAUUGUGAUGAGCCGAAACGAAAUGGGCAAUCGACAACGACGCGUGCCCGCGCUGUUGACAAUGAAUCACCCCCCAUCGGCCAGCCCCCAACGAAGCGUCAGCGCGUUUUAGCCUGUAGGCGUUGCAGAUCACGCAAGCAAAAAUGUGAGGACACAAGGCCGUGUAUGAACUGUCAAAAGUCAAAUGCAGAAUGCCUGCCCACAGAUCCUGCUCCUCGUCUACAUGUCGAAAGCGAAUAUGUCCGGGCCUUGGAGGAACGGAUAGCAGAAUUGGAAUCACUUGAUCCACAACAAUCUCAAGACCACAUACCUGGAACAGAGAAUCCAAAUUCACGCAGGAGGAGCUCCUGUCGUAUUCAUUCACAGUCUAACGAGCACGAUAUUCAACGGAACUUAUCGUCAGGCGUGGCUGCGCAACAAAACGAUGAGCCAACGAAUCCGCUUACAACCUCCAACCCAUCCGCGCCGGUGGAGCCGUAUGCGUCGCCAAAACCAUUCGCGACAACUGGACUUCAAAAUUUCCCUGAUGAGACUCAGCUUGAGAGUGAUGACGAUACUGACAUCGAUCACUUUAUCUUUGGUUUAGCAGCCUCACCGGUUGCGUCGCGUGAAUUACGCCUCCCAACAACAUCUGCUAGCCCGGCCAGCAGCAUGCUACACAACUCGUCGGAAAAGACAUUGUUCAUGCCCCACGCGCUAAUCGCGAGCAUCCCGCGCGAUGUCGAAGACUUGCUGUUGAAUGUGUACCGCGAGCGUGCCCAGAUUCAAUAUCCCUUCUUACAUUGGGACACGUUCAUGACUUGGUUUGCAUCUUGGAAGGCUUGUACGCCUGCACAGUAUGCAUCGCGGUCAUGGCAGGGUUUCUUUGUUAAUCUCGUGUAUGCAACGGCUUUACUUUUACGACCAUUCCCCAGGAUUGGCAAAUCGGAUGCUCAGACCUUCUAUACGAAUGGACUAUCUUUACUCUCGUUUGUGUUUAGGAAGCCAGAUCCGAUCUUGCACGUUCAAGCCCAGCUUUUGAUAAGCAUGUAUGCACUUCACAGAAGCUCUACGCAGCGCAUUUUGUGUCUUGCGUCGACAACCAUUCGAUACUGUGUUCAGCAUCAAUUUCAUCUUGUUGAGAUUGAAAAGGAACCAAUUACUCCGGCUAUUCGCCUUGAAAAUCAGGUGCGCCGCCGCUGUUUCUGGUGUGCCUACAAAUUGGACAGACUCAUUGUAGCAUCCUUUGAUUUGCCUCCUUCAUUGACAGAUGCUAUGAUUACUGCAAAGAUUUACGCAAAUAUUGAAGAUCACGAUCUAUUGGACGUUGCCAAUCGGACGCCGGCCGACAAAGAGUUGCCAGAUUCUCGGCAAUACACUUCCUUGUCACCAUCUCUACACAUUCUGCAAUGUCGCCGCAUUCAAUCUGAGAUUGCUGGCUACACCUUACGGUGGGAUUAUGCAUCUCAAUAUGAGAAGGCUCAUGACUGGAGGGUUCGUAUUCUUGCGGAGCUGGAAAAUUAUAAGUUACGUGCUCAGCGAUUUUCCGAGCCGCAAUCUAAAGGCUACACUUCGCAAAGAUGGCUUGCCAUGAUAUACCAUUACACCUUGCUUACGCUUUUCCGACCGAAGAAGGAUAAUGUCGCAGGUGCUGCUGGUGACUGGUCCGUACAAGCGAGUAGCCAAGCGUGCCUAAUCUUCCGUAAAACGCAAAUGGAUCGGCAGAUUGCUUCGCCUUGGAUUGGGCUUCUUGUACAGUUUCAGAGUGGUGUGACGCUCUUAUAUUGUUUUUGGGCCACCCCGCCUGAACAACGAACUGAGAACUACGACGCGCCAGAUGUUUCCGAUGCACUAAGAGCAUGUUCAAAUAUUCUAGCCAUUAUGGCUGACCGGUGGCCCAAAGCAGAAUGCCUAAGAGAUGUAUUUGAGCUGCUUGCAAGGGAGGUACCCUUAGUUGAUCGUCCAAACAGACCCCCUGUGCGCUUCUCAGAACGUUCAGUAGCUGCAAUUCGUGAGAAGCUGCCAGAAGUCCGAGCCUUGGUCGUCCAUAGAUCGAUUUUACGAAUGAUUGAAGAAAUGAUCUCCGAAGACUUUCCCCGGCCACAAAAGUCUCGGUCAGCGUCAGCUAGCACGCCUUCCAAAGUGCGAACACCUGUUUCAGUGGUCCCACGAAAUGACCCCUUACAGCCAACACCGACACGAGUUUACGAAGAAUUCUCUCCGACCAAGGCGUUUGAAAUGCCAUUUGCAACGCAACAUUUGUAUGAAUUUACUGGCACAGGGACCGAGAACGAUAGCAUUGGCACUGAUGCGUUGCUUUCAUUCCCUGGAAUGUUUGACCUGGAAGAGUGGAGUGGAUAGUAAAAAUUGAACAACGCAACAGGCGAGCUUUCAAAACUCUGAUCGUCUAGAUUGUCCUUUCUAUAUGAAGAUCUUCUUCAAAGACCUGGGACUGUAUCGGCAUCCGGCGCUAUUUGAUAAUAACUGUUUAUUCUCGAAACUAAUCAAUGUCGCGAGAAA
This is a messenger RNA of Verruconis gallopava, 2568 nucleotides long. RefSeq lists its product as uncharacterized. Lineage: Eukaryota; Fungi; Ascomycota; Dothideomycetes; Venturiales; Sympoventuriaceae. Gene Ontology annotation, molecular function: DNA-binding transcription factor activity, RNA polymerase II-specific; sequence-specific DNA binding; zinc ion binding. The transcript is spliced from 2 exons. The record is from RefSeq and is a predicted model, not a curated record. Bases 67 to 2409 code for a protein of 780 amino acids. Gene Ontology annotation, biological process: DNA-templated transcription; positive regulation of transcription by RNA polymerase II.